GGUCCUGGAAAACAUUUCAUUUCUAUAUCUAGUAACACAGACCAGACAAGCUAACAAAGAGGCUGAAAAGCUACAAAGACUAGAAACAUGAGCACUGUAGGGAAAGUCAUCAAAUGCAAAGCAGCUGUAGUCUGGGAACCCAAGAAACCAUUUAGCAUUGUGGAAAUUGAAGUGGCUCCGCCAAAAGCACAUGAAGUCCGCAUAAAGAUCUUAGCUUCUGGAAUCUGUCGCUCAGACGACCAUGUAUUGAGUGGUGCACUAACAGUGAACUUCCCAAUUAUUCUUGGUCAUGAAGCAGUGGGUGUCGUGGAGAGUAUUGGGGAAGGAGUUACUAGUGUGAAGCCAGGAGACAAAGUUAUUCCACUUUUUCUACCACAGUGUGGAAAAUGCAGUUUUUGCAUAAACCCCAAAGGCAACUUGUGCGAAAAGAGCGACUUUGGAAUACCUACUGGAUUGAUGUAUGAUGGCACUAGCCGAUUCACUUACAAAGGACAACCAAUCUACAAGUUUGUUAGCACUGGCACCUUCACCGAAUACACUGUGGUGCAUGAGGAUGCGGUGGCCAAAAUUGAUGCUGCAGCCCCUCCUGAGAAAGUGUGUCUGAUUGGCUGUGGAUUUUCGACUGGUUAUGGUGCUGCCAUUAAUUCUGCCAAGGUUGAGCCUGGGUCUACCUGUGCUGUUUUUGGACUGGGAGGAGUUGGCCUUUCAACAGUGAUGGGUUGUAAGGCAGCUGGAGCCUCACGAAUUAUUGGGGUUGACAUCAACAAGGAUAAAUUCCCUAAAGCUAAAGAGCUAGGAGCCACUGAAUGUGUCAACCCUCUGGAUUUCAAGAAGCCUAUCAAUGGAGUACUGUUUGACAUGACAGACGGAAAAGGAGUUGACUAUUCGUUUGAAGUUAUUGGACGUACCGAUACCAUGAUGGCCGCCAUGAAUUCCUGCAACAUAAACUAUGGAACAAGCGUGAUUGUGGGCGUGCCUCCUUCAGCAUCUGAGAUUACCUUUUCCCCUGGACUUAUCUUCUCUGGCCGUAACUGGAAAGGAUCUCUAUUUGGAGGCUGGAAAAGCAAAGAUUCCGUUCCGAGGCUGGUUUCAGAUUUCAUGCAGAAAAAGUUUGCUCUGGAUCCACUCAUUACUCACACCAUGCCCUUUGAUAAAAUCAAUGAAGGGUUUGAACUGCUCCGGUCAGGGAAAAGCAUUCGCAGCGUUCUGGUGUUUUAAAGAUGCCAGUGAUGAAGCAAGUAUAUGGCAAUGGCAUUUGCAGACUAAAUUCCUCCAGAUCAAAAGACUACACACUUGGUAAUGGGACACCUGUGGAAAGGAUUGAUUCCUGCUCUGUUGCCAGUAGUAAUUACUUUUUAUUAACUUGAAGAUGCCACAUACCACUGAUCUCAAUGAGAGGCCUAUUUCUCAGUGGAUAGUCAUUGCAUUCACUGUUGACCAGUAUCUUGAAAUCAUAUGUUUUUUCAUUGCUAUUAAAAAUGAUUUUACAAAAUUA
Anolis sagrei ordinatus is the source of this 1495-nucleotide messenger RNA. RefSeq names its product alcohol dehydrogenase 1B. Gene Ontology annotation, molecular function: zinc ion binding; all-trans-retinol dehydrogenase (NAD+) activity. The record is from RefSeq and is a predicted model, not a curated record. Gene Ontology annotation, biological process: retinol metabolic process; retinoic acid metabolic process. Gene Ontology annotation, cellular component: cytosol. NCBI's taxonomy places the organism in Eukaryota, Metazoa, Chordata, Lepidosauria, Squamata, Anolidae.